AACAGCCCCUGUCAAGCAUCUGCAGCCACCGCGCCCAUCAAUAAACUUCUUCAUCGUGAAUUCUCACCUGGUGAACGAUAGAUGAAAGCCCAACCCACAUUCGACGCUCAAAGCAAGGCGAUUUGUAGUCACGCACGCCACACGACUUGAGUUCGGAGUGAUACAGACAGAGAGAGAGAGAGCUGCACUGAUCGGGAGCGCUAGCAGAGGGAGGAAGAAUACCAGGGACCACGGAACGAUGGUAGCUCGCGGGAGCGUAAUGCCUCUGCCACUGCUCGGUGGUCUGAUUCUGUUCGGCGUGCAGCUCUGCACGGCAACGAACAUCCUAUUCAUCCUUGCAGAUGACCUGGGUUAUGGAGAUGUGCAGACGUACCCUAAUCCUUCUUCGCCGCAUGGACGAAUGGCUACACCCAGAUUACAAAAGCUGACAGAGGAAUCCAUGAUGUUCACUGAUGCCUAUACGGGUGCACCCGUGUGCGCGCCAUCCAGAUGUGCAUUGAUGACGGGCAAGCAUCUUGGUCAUUGUACCGUCCGGUCGAACGGACCCGAGCUCAACUCCUCCGAUGUCACCGUCGCCCAUGUCCUAAAGAAUGCUGGAUAUCACACAGCCCUGAUAGGGAAAUGGGGACUCGGUUCCAACGGAACGGUUGCCUCUCCCAACAACAAAGGAUUUGACUUCUUUUACGGCUACACCAGCCAGGAGAACGCGCACGAUUAUUACCCACCGUUUCUGUGGAGAGACAUGGAACACGAAGUGAUCGCUAAGAACAUGAAUGCAUCGCGAAAGACGUGUGGCAAUCCUUUCACGACCAACUGUGUCUGGGCCGAAGACCUCUUCAUCAACGAGACGUUGGCCCUACUCCGUGAGCACAAGAACGCGGAGCGAGACUUCUACAUUUUUCUGGCCUUCACCACACCACACGCCGGAGAUGUUGGAUCGAACAAAGAAACCGGUGUUCCUGCCCCUGACGAGGGUAUUUACGCGGACAAAUCCUGGCCCGAUGUGGAGAAGCACUUCGCCUCCUGUGUCCACAAGCAAGACGCACAUGUGGGUCAAGUAUUGGACGCACUGGAUGAACUAGGACUAGCCAAGGACACGGUGGUCUUUUAUGCCAGCGACAAUGGUGCUCAUAAUGAAGGCACCCAUAGUUAUCAGUUCUUCGAGAGUUCAGGACCACUGCGCGGCUUCAAGCGCAGCCUCCAUGAGGGUGGCAUUCGAUCGCCACUGUUGGUCAGAUGGCCCGAUGUUGUCAAGCCGGGAACAACGUCGCCUCAGCGAUGGGCCUUCUACGAUUUCAUGGCAACUGCAGCUGAUAUUGCCAAUGUGAGCAGCAGUGACUUGCCAGCGAAUGACGGCUACUCAUUUGUUCCUACACUCAAGGGACAAGCACAACCACAGCCGGAUUUCAUCUACCACGAGUACUGCGCACCGAACGAGGACAAGAAGGGUUGGGGCCAGAGUGUAGUUAUUGAACCGCACUGGAAAGCUGUCAGGUAUGACUACAACGCUACUUCGCUGGAGCUCUACAAUCUGAUGGAGGAUUUAGGAGAGACGAAGGACGUGGCCAGUGAAAACCCCACUGUAGUUCAGCAAAUUACCAAGAUCAUGAGCCAGCAGCAUGUUGAUGGAAACUAUUGUCACGGACAUUAGGAACACGAAUAGAAUUAUCUAAUAAUUAAGUAUCCCAAAAUUGAGUUUUCCUACCUCGAAUGCAAGGGACAAGUAUUCCUCAUGCUAGGCAUGUAGUUACACCAGAAAUCAAAUGCUCUGAGUACAAUUAUGGUGAACAAUUUAAUUGGCUCACCAUCCGAGUUCAUCUUAGUACAAUGUAUAUGUUAUUCGUAAGUAGAGGUUUUCGCCUUCUUGGUCCUGAUCAUUGUUUUGUCAUAUUCCCCAUAUAAUAAUACUAUCAA
Messenger RNA from Sycon ciliatum, 1914 nucleotides. Its product is annotated as steryl-sulfatase-like. The transcript has 16 exons. The coding region runs from base 239 to 1651 and encodes 470 amino acids. NCBI's taxonomy places the organism in Eukaryota, Metazoa, Porifera, Calcarea, Leucosolenida, Sycettidae. The record is from RefSeq and is a predicted model, not a curated record.